CGAGACUGACGCAGUAAAGGAGAAAAAUCCAUAUAAUAUUGCUCCAUGGGAUGCUCCUCUAAUCAUUCUACAAUUCAGUUGACGCAAGUUCGAACUACUUUUAUUUUACAUCCAAUUCAUAAUCUGCACCCAAACCCAUCACACAACCUUUGCAACAUGAAAGUCAUAAUCAUUGGAGGUGGCAUCGGCGGACUUACACUCGCACAUGGGCUUCAAAAAGCUGGUGUUCCAGUCCAAGUAUUCGAGCAACAGGCUCAUAAGACCGAAAAUCUCGCCGGAUACGGCAUCCAUAUCGAUCGCAGCGGUCGCCAGGCACUAAGGGCCUGCUUGCCCCUAUCCAAUUGGACUAGACUCCAGGGCCUGUUUACGUCUGCCGGUACAAAGCUAUACUUUCGCGAUCCCCAGCUGAAUGUCUUAGCGGAAAAGGACGAGGCCGAACUCAGCGGCAAGCCCGAACAAGAAGUCGAGCGUAGUGGUAUACCUAGAGUGGACCUGCGCGACGCGCUCUUAGACGGGCUUGAUGGUGUUGUACAAUGGGGUAAAGCUUUCGAAAAAUAUGAAAAACUUUCCGAUGGCACUGUUAGAGUCUACUUUGACGAUGGCACAACUUCUGAUGGAGACUUGCUGAUCGGAGCUGACGGUCCCAAUUCCAAGGUCCGCCAGCAGGUAUUACCAGUUGUGCAGCGACUCGACCUCGGCGUAACAGCCAUCGCCGGUCGGUAUAUUUUGGACGACGAAAAAAUCAAGAGACUGACACCAGAAAUCACGAACGGAUCGCUCAAUAAUAUUGUGCCUACUGGUAAAGGCUGGAUGUUUACAUCUGCAUGGAGAUCACGACCAGUCGCAGAUGAGAAGAAGACGGUUGAACAGACCGCUGGCCGAGUCGCCGAGCACUACGUUGUCUGGGCAUAUGUCUUGCCAUCCAAAGAUGCUCCGGAGGGUGCAGAACGCAGGGAUCUUUCAAUGCUUCAUAAAAUUGUUGCAAAGGGCAUAAAAAACUGGUCUCCAGAACUACAAGAGUUGAUCAACGGCGCGGAUCCGUCAGCUACCAAGUGCUUCCCGCUCAAAUCGAUGCCAAUCCUGGAGCCAUGGGAUUCGAGCAGCGUUACUCUGCUUGGAGAUGCGAUUCACAACAUGACUCCAAUGGCGGGCAAAGGAGCCAAUACUGCUCUUCGGGACGCCGAAGUUCUGACGAAAUUUCUUGUCGACGCAGCAGCUGGUAGGACGACAUUGCUGGAGAGCGUCAAGUUGUAUGAAGAUGAGAUGAGAGGGUAUGCGAACGAGGCGCUGGGUAUGUCGACGCAAAAUGCGCUCAAUGCAUGCAACGGAGGCACAAUACAGCGUCUCUUUUUCAAAGGCUUCCUGUAUGUUGUUGAAACGUUCCCGUCUGUAAAGAGAGCUACUUUGGGGAAGACGGCUGCGAAGUAA
Molecule: messenger RNA, 1428 nt
Organism: [Torrubiella] hemipterigena
Lineage: Eukaryota; Fungi; Ascomycota; Sordariomycetes; Hypocreales; Clavicipitaceae
Source: the annotation of a GenBank genome assembly